Alosa sapidissima (American shad) is the source of this 2549-nucleotide messenger RNA. RefSeq names its product POU class 6 homeobox 2 (gene pou6f2). The record is from RefSeq and is a predicted model, not a curated record. Gene Ontology annotation, molecular function: RNA polymerase II cis-regulatory region sequence-specific DNA binding; DNA-binding transcription factor activity, RNA polymerase II-specific. The transcript has 12 exons. Bases 212 to 2434 code for a protein of 740 amino acids. NCBI's taxonomy places the organism in Eukaryota, Metazoa, Chordata, Actinopteri, Clupeiformes, Clupeidae. Gene Ontology annotation, biological process: regulation of transcription by RNA polymerase II.
GCCAACAAAUUGUCCAAAGAGAUACGCUAGGCAUCAUCACGGUCAUAGAAAUCAUUAAGCAUCGAUCAUUAAGGCCCAACUCGAAUUCAGAUUAUGUAGUCUACAUCUCUGCAGUUCCGCACUGUAACAAGAAUCGCGUGUUUCUGGGAACCAGUAGCCUGCUCCCGUAGACUGCAGCUAGGACCAAUCGUUCACGACAGGCUGUCAAUAUAUGUCCCAUACGUUUAUGCAGAUGGCCGGUGGCAGCUUCGGUUCAUCGAGGCACACAGUGCAGGUAGAAGCACGGCCUGCUGGGAGACAAUCAACACAUUUACCUCGGAUCCAAGCAAUUCCAGGGUGGUCGAUACUCCAUGCCGAUGUGUCGGGAAUGGCAGAGAGACCUGGGAUCCACAGGCGUCCACAGGAGCCGAUGAUUACAGGGCAGCUGAGCAAGCCGCUGCUCUCCCUGCGCGGCGACAUGGACGCCUCCGAGCUCCACGCGGACGACAAGCCGGGCAGCCCUGACAGCGACCUGACCGACGAGCCCCUGCUUAUGUCCGCCGACGCCGACGACAAGCUCUACGGUGCCCGUGGCGGCUCUGCCCAGUCUGAUGCCAGCAGCAGCCCCUCAGAGCAGAGUCAGCUGGGGCAGUCUCACCCAGCUUAUCCCGUUGGACCACAGGUGGGCAUCUCACCACUAUCUGUGUCUCUCCUGGUAGCGCAGCAGCUGGCGUCUGCCGUGAGCGGGGUGAUGUCCGGGGGCGCGCCGGGCCUCAACCAGCCCAUCCUCAUCCCCUUCAACGCGGGCGGGCACCUGGGCGGCCAGCAGGGCCUGGUCCUCUCCCUGCCCACCGCCAACAUCCAGGGGCUGGUGGCGGCGGCGGCGGCCGGAGGACUCAUGACCCUGCCCCUACAGAACCUGCAAGCUACCUCGUCCCUGAACUCACAGCUUCAGCACCUGCAGCAGCUUCAGCAGAUGCAGCAGCACCACCAGCAGCAGCAGCAGCAGCAGCAACAGCACCAUCAACAGCAACAACAGCAGCAGCAGCAAUCACAGCUCUGCAGCCAGUCCCACCUGCCGGGAGCCAAUCACUUGGCCCCCCACCACCCGCUGAGCCCUGCCAGCCAACAGCAGUCCUCCUCUGGCUCCUCCUCUUCCUCAGCCUCCUCCAAUCUCGGCUCAGCACAGGCCCCACAGUCCCCGCCCCACAGGCAACAGAACCAGUCGCCUGCACGCAGCCUGCCCUCACCAGUGACCCCUCCCAUGCCACUUCCGCUCAACCCUCUGGCCAGCCAGGCGGCCGUGGCAGCAGCGGCGGCCAUGGGCUCCAUCGCCGGGUCCCAGGUGUUUGGCAAUGCACUCUCCAGCCUGCAGGGUGUCACGGGCCAGCUGGUUACCAAUGCCCAAGGACAGAUAAUUGGAACAAUUCCUUUGAUGCCUAACUCGGCGGGACCUGGGAGCCAAUCAGGGGGAGGGAAUCCUGCCCUGCAGGUCCAGCCAAUCACGCCUCAGCUGCUGACCAAUGCCCAAGGCCAGAUCAUUGCCACGGUGAUCGGCAACCAGAUCCUGCCAGUCAUCAACACCCAGGGAAUCACGCUGUCGCCAAUCAAGCCUGGACAGCAGCUGCCUCAGGCCCAGCCGGCUCCGUCGGGACCCCCAUCCAGCCAGGCCAACCUGCUGCGUCUCCCCCACAGCCAGAGCCCUCUCCGCCAGGCCUCCUCGUCCUCCUCCACCUCCUCCUCCUCCUCCGCCCUCAGCGUGGGACAGCUGGUCAGCAACCCCCAGACUGCUCCAAGUGAGGUGGAUGGCGUCAACCUGGAGGAGAUCCGCGAAUUUGCCAAAGCGUUCAAGAUCCGCCGCUUGUCUCUGGGACUGACACAAACUCAGGUGGGCCAGGCCCUCAGCGCCACAGAGGGACCUGCCUACAGUCAGUCUGCCAUCUGCAGACACACCAUCCUGAGAGGCCACUUUUACCUACCACAGGAAGCCCAAGAGAACUCUAUAGCUAGCGGUUUGACAGGCAAACUGAACCCUGGCCUUUUAUAUCCUGCCAGGUUUGAGAAGUUGGACAUCACUCCAAAAAGCGCCCAGAAGAUUAAGCCCGUUCUGGAGCGCUGGAUGGCCGAGGCAGAGGCCCGGCACCGGUCCGGCAUGCAGAACCUGACUGAGUUUAUCGGCAGUGAGCCGUCAAAAAAGCGCAAGCGGCGGACCUCGUUCACCCCUCAGGCCCUGGAGAUCCUCAACAGCCACUUCGAGAAAAACACACACCCGUCCGGGCAGGAGAUGACUGAGAUCGCUGAGAAACUGAACUAUGACCGCGAGGUGGUCCGUGUCUGGUUCUGCAACAAGCGGCAGGCGCUGAAGAAUACAAUAAAGCGCCUGAAGCAGCCAGAGAUGGGCCCCAUGGAUGCUCCCAUGGACCCCCUGGGAGAUUCCUUGGAGGAGCACCCCUAAUUGAACACACCAAAACAGGACGGGCCAAUUGCCAUUAAACACCAAACCUGCUCACCACAAAAGGGACAACCCACCCCAUAAACAGCUGAACUCUGGGGACUAAAAGAAAGGACAA